This is a messenger RNA of Rangifer tarandus platyrhynchus (Svalbard reindeer), 432 nucleotides long. NCBI's taxonomy places the organism in Eukaryota, Metazoa, Chordata, Mammalia, Artiodactyla, Cervidae. The record is from the annotation of a GenBank genome assembly.
AUGGCGCCGGACCGGGUCGAGGCGAGCCCGUCCGCGCUUGACAACAGCCAGAGACUGAGCACCAUCGGCGUCUCAUUAGACGCUCCCGACUCCGGUCAGUCAGCCGCAGAGAGCCGACAGCUCUGUUACCGCCGGAGCCUUCAAAUAUCUCCCGCGAGAAAAGGAACCACCGCGAGACAACCGCGAGAACAGGGCCGCCUCCGGGCUUCGCGCGUGCGCAGAGGGCCGAGCCGGCCCUCUUCCGGUUGCAAGUGGGAUGGGUUUCUCUGGAUGCGGAAGCGAGGCCGGAAGUGGUGUUUAGUAGGGAAUGGGGGGCGAGAUACACUGGCGGUCGGCACGUUCGGCGGGAGGCUCGUGGCGCUGGGCUGGAGAUCAAGGAUGCAUUCCAAGAAAGCUCUAAAGAUAUAUCACCAGCUCCAGCCAUGUAGUUGA